AUGAUACGUAGAAGAUAUCAACAUCUUGCACCGCCUUCGAAAGCGGCUAAAGUAAAUCGUCUUCGCUUCUUUGGUCAUAUAUUAAGGAGACAGGCAGAUCGCCUUGUUCAACGAGUUCUGAGGAGUUCGUCGGGUUCGAGCUGGAAGAAGCCACCUGGCCGAAAACGGAAGUUCUGGACUGAGGCGGUGAAAGAGGACCUGAGGACAUUCGGCGUGGAUAGGCAGUUCAGGCGAGACGUAAGGUUUCGCAGAAUAUGGAAUAGCGACGAAUGGAUUGAUUCUGUGCAAGCUCUCGCAGAAGAUCGAGAAGGUUGCGCAGAGCUGUGUUCAAAGACGGCACACCUCGGCGAAGAUGCGGGUAAUCGCGUCAGGCGACAUCAGCCCGCCGAUUAA
Molecule: messenger RNA, 393 nt
Organism: Necator americanus (New World hookworm)
Lineage: Eukaryota; Metazoa; Nematoda; Chromadorea; Rhabditida; Ancylostomatidae
Exons: 1
Coding region: 1-393 (130 amino acids)
Source: RefSeq, a predicted model, not a curated record